Molecule: messenger RNA, 1032 nt
Organism: Talaromyces stipitatus ATCC 10500
Lineage: Eukaryota; Fungi; Ascomycota; Eurotiomycetes; Eurotiales; Trichocomaceae
Product: D-isomer specific 2-hydroxyacid dehydrogenase family protein
Exons: 2
Coding region: 1-1032 (343 amino acids)
Molecular function (GO): oxidoreductase activity, acting on the CH-OH group of donors, NAD or NADP as acceptor; NAD binding
Source: RefSeq, a predicted model, not a curated record
AUGGCAGAGCACCACCAUCUAGUGCAUUUACAAGCCGGACUAUUUGAUCCUUCCCAUCAAUUCACAGCGCCCCCAGGCAUAACACUUACUCAAGAACAUUAUUCGAACACAACACCAGACCAACUUCAUGCUCGUCUCCGGGAUGCCACUAUCCUCGUUCUCUGCUAUACACGUAUCAAUGCCGAGGCUCUCUCCGAAGCUGUAUCGCCAAAACUCAAAUUCAUAGCCAUUACUGCCGUUGGGACAGAUAGCGUGGACUUGGAAACCUGUCGCAGACGCGGAAUUCGAGUCAGUAAUUGCCCAGGAUCUAAUGUGGAAUCGGUAUCGAAUCAUGUCAUGGCUUUGUAUUUUGCUGCAAGAAGGAAUGUCGUGCGCAUGGACCGUGCCACUAAAGAUGGCACUUGGCUUAAAGUCGGUUCAAUGUUGUCAAAUAGAAUGGCGGACAGAGAUGGAGACUGGUGUUUGACAUGUGAGGAAGAGGUUAUGGGUAUCUUAGGUUACGGAUAUGUGGGAAAGAGAGUAGCAAAGAUGGCACAAGCUCUCGGAAUGAAGGUUUUGAUCGCCGGUCGAAAGGGAGAGGACAGUCCUUCUACCAGCAACGACACCGAUAUACAGCGAAUACCGUUUGACGAAGUUCUCCAAAAGAGCACCGUUCUGGUAAUUGCUGUCCCUCGAAUUCCGGAAACCAUGAACAUGAUAUCAACCGCCGAGUUUGCGAAGAUAUCACAUAAAGCAGUUCUAAUCAAUGUUUCUCGUGGAGGAAUCGUUGACGAGGUUGCACUUUUGCAAGCGCUCAAGUACCGGAGUAUACAUGGCGCUGCAACGGAUGUCUUUGCUAUCGAACCAGCGUCAGUGAAAACGUCACCUUUACUGGCAGAAGGCGUAGAAGAGCUGAAUUUGACGACGAGUCCUCAUGUAGCAUGGUGCGCAGAUAGGACGGCGAAGAAUUAUGCGAGGAUGUCGCCUGAGAAUGUGAUGAAUUUUCUUCUCGGCCAAGGACGUUUCCCAGAGACAUACCCCGGUGGUACUUAA